Messenger RNA from Gadus macrocephalus (Pacific cod), 732 nucleotides. RefSeq lists its product as uncharacterized. Lineage: Eukaryota; Metazoa; Chordata; Actinopteri; Gadiformes; Gadidae. Bases 56 to 703 code for a protein of 215 amino acids. The transcript has 4 exons. The record is from RefSeq and is a predicted model, not a curated record.
GAAGUCUUAUAGGAUAAAAAUUUUUGGGUGGAGCAAUUAUGGGGAUAUUAGAACAAUGCUGACAAGGCAUCAGACCGUGGCCUAUAUCGCUGCCGCGGUCCAAGUCCCCGCCCACCUGGAGGCAGAGGCUUGGGACUUAAUAUGUCCCGAGUCGAUGCUCGUCCCUCUGCGGGAGAUGGCAGAGGUCGAGGAGAUGACGCUGCUGACUGUUCAGGGCUGGGUCAAAGAACUAGGUGCGUUCCACCCGCAAACAGCGGCCGGUGGCCCGCCAGUGCCUCGAAGGGCCGUGGUGCUGAAAGAUGGGGAUACAGAGGUGGAAUUGGUACUCUGGAGGGAGGCCAACCUCACACAGUUAGAGGUUGGCCUCCUUAUAAGAGGUACCCAUCUGCGGGCGAAAAGGAGCAACUGGGGACUGAGCCUCCACUCAACAGGGCACACUUCAGUGGAAGUCAUCAAUGGAGACAAGGAGGUCCAGGUCAUGGGGUACAGGAUCCUCCCAGACGGGGACAUGGAGGUCCUGGACCCCAGUGACAACGAACACGUCAUUCCACAGGCCAUGUGGGAUGCAGUCAUUGGCAAGACCGUCCCAGCCAUACGUUUCCAUUUAUUAUUUACAUUAUUUACAUUUGAAAGGGCCAAAUUACUCCAAAUUAAUUUAAGAGAGGAAUACCCUAAUAAUAUACAAUUAUCUGGGGCUCAUUAAUAUAGGCUAAUAUUAAGCACAGAGGAACC